Molecule: messenger RNA, 1176 nt
Organism: Sycon ciliatum
Lineage: Eukaryota; Metazoa; Porifera; Calcarea; Leucosolenida; Sycettidae
Product: AP-3 complex subunit sigma-1-like
Exons: 1
Coding region: 123-686 (187 amino acids)
Biological process (GO): Golgi to vacuole transport; intracellular protein transport
Cellular component (GO): intracellular membrane-bounded organelle; membrane coat; AP-3 adaptor complex
Source: RefSeq, a predicted model, not a curated record
CUAUGACGUAGCCGUACUUGUCUUUGUUGGUCUUUCUGGAAACAAGGCAAAGUUUCAGUUCUGGCCAUUCUUCCACGUUUGAGAAGUUUUUGUGCUUUGUUCUGGAAUAGACAGACUGCACCAUGAUCAAGGCUAUUCUGGUCUUCAACAACUCGGGAAAGCCUCGCUUGACGAAGUUUUUCUCUCGCUAUUCGGAGGAGGACCAGCAACAAGUUAUUCGGGAGACCUUUCAGCUGGUGUCCAAACGAGAAGGAGAUGUUUGCAAUUUUCUGGAAACAGGAUCGAGCUUGCUUGGAUCUUUGGAUUACAAGCUAGUGUAUCGGCAUUAUGCAACCCUGUACUUUGUCUUCUGCGUGGACUCGAGUGAAAGUGAUUUGGGAAUUCUGGACCUGAUUCAAGUAUUCGUUGAGUCAUUGGACAAGUGCUUCGAGAAUGUAUGCGAGCUGGACUUGAUCUUUCAUGUGGACAAAGUGCAUUACAUCAUCAACGAAAUGGUGAUGGGUGGAAUGGUGCUGGAAACAAGCAUACGGGAGAUCGUCGAGGGUUAUCAACAACAGAUAAAGUUUGAAAAGGAAGACAGAGGUGCUGCGGCUGUUCAUGCUGUGAAGGCCGGCGUGGCUUCAGCUCCCACAAGAGCAGUGGCUGCGUUUAACACUGUCAAGCAAACUGUACACCAGAAGUUUUAGCUCAUCUCCGAUUGCUGCAGUCUAAUAUCCCCAAUGUACAUAUGUCCAUACUUUAAAUCAUGUCGUAGACUACAGUAUGUAUGGUUGUGUGUGUGUGUGUGUGUGUGUGUGUGUGUGUGUGUGUGUGUGUGUGUGUGUGUGGUGUAUGUGUGUGGUGUAUGUGUGUGCAUGCAUGUGUAUGUGUGUACAGGCUUUUGAUUGUACUUGUAAUCAUAAUUGUAUUCAUAGCUAAUGAAAAAAUUGAAUUAACACGUGUAUGUGUCAUGAAAGCUCAUAAAACACAUACGCUCACGGUAUGUCUUAUUCUUUAUUUUUCAUUGCACCUUUUUUGCUGACUUUUUGCUUUCAACAAUUUUCAGUUUCACUGUACAGUCAUGUACAUUGUACUAGCUGCUAGUAGUACUAGUAGUCUAGUACUCACAAUGUUGACUAAGAUAGUAGAUUGUGGAUCCUACUGCCUGUGGAUUUCUAAUGUUUGACAAGAUUGUAA